AUGGAGCAAUACGGCGACGAGUCUCCCUUGGAUGCCGAUCCCCUGCUUGACGACGACCUCGACGACUUUGACCCUUUCCCUGAUGGUGAAGGCGAGGGCCAGCACUCGCUAGGCUCAAGGUCCUCACGGCGCCGCGUACAGUGGAAGAAGAGCUGGGUUCCCUGGCAACGCCUCGAGGAUGCCAUUUGUCAUGUGCACUACCAAAAGGACCUCGCCGAGCCGAUUGAGGAGAAGGAGUGCAAGGUCGACGAGAUCCAAUCGCAGCUGGCGUACCUGCUCGGCACUGGCGCCCCGGCGUUUUUCCUCGCCUACCUCGGGAUACUGCUCGGCUUCGGAUGGGCGCCGUUCGUCCUCUCGGUGUCGAAGCAGCCGAACCUGUGGACGCUGCUCCUGGGCCAGUUCUUCUUCCUCAUCGGCGGCGGCGUGUCGGCGGCCGUCAACAGCAUCUACGCCAUGGCCUCGGACGUGAGCACCGAGGAGAACCGCUCGACGCACUUCCUGUACCUGUCGAUCGGCGGCGUCGUGGCCGGCCUCGGCGUGCCGCUGGCGUCGGGGUUCCUGCUGCAGACGUACGGCCCGUGGGUGCCGGUCAAGCUGGUCUUCUACCUGAGCCCCGCCGUCGUCACGGCGGCGAGCCUGCUGCCGGAGACGCUGCCCGUCAAGCUGCCGGACGGGCCCGGCGGCGGCGUCGUCCCGUUGCUGAGGCGACGACCGCUCGCGGCGGCGCUCCGACAGCAAAUGGCCUCGCACGCGGCCGAGGUCGCCGGCGUCAGGGCGCUGCUGCGCAACCGCAGCCUCGUGUGCUGCCUCGCGGCGCCGCUCAUCGCCAACGCGAGCUCGACGUCGCACUCGACAACGUUUACGCAGUACAUCAGCAAGCACUUUGGCUGGUCGCUGGCGCAGACGACGUACGUGCACUCGCCGCUGGCGCUCUGCCACCUGGCGGUGCUCGUGGGGCUGCCGCGGGUGGCGGCGCAUCUCUCGGCGCCGCGGGGGCGGGGCGGGCGGCUCGGGCUGACUCGGUUCACCAAGGACCUCAUGCUGACGCGGGCGUCGUACGGGGUGCUCGCGGGGUCGUCGGUGCUGCAGGGGCUGAGCCCGUCGGUGGUGCCGUUCCUGGCGACGUACGCGCUCGGCAUGCUGGGGUCGGCGACGGCGCCGCUGACGCGGGCGCUCACGACGGCGUUCGCCGAGAGGAAGGAGCACACGUCGCGGCUGUAUGCGCUGUGCAGCAUCGUCGACACGCUGGGGUCGUUCAUCGGCGGGCCGGUGCUCGCGUGGACCUUCUCGGCCGGCAUGCGCUGGGGCGGCGUGCUGCGCGGGUUGCCGUGGCUGUAUCUCGCCGUGCUGUACGCGGGCGCCGGCGCGGCGUUCAUGAUGGUGCGGGAGCCGCGGCACGUGAAGCUGCCGCUGCAGACGGAGGGGGAGGGAGACAUGGGGUAUGAAUCUGCCGCCGAGGAGGAGGAGGAGGAGGAGGGGCUCGGCGCGCGGUAG
This is a messenger RNA of Verticillium dahliae VdLs.17, 1494 nucleotides long. RefSeq lists its product as uncharacterized. Gene Ontology annotation, biological process: transmembrane transport. Bases 1 to 1494 code for a protein of 497 amino acids. The record is from RefSeq and is a predicted model, not a curated record. Gene Ontology annotation, molecular function: transmembrane transporter activity. Gene Ontology annotation, cellular component: membrane. The transcript is spliced from 3 exons. Lineage: Eukaryota; Fungi; Ascomycota; Sordariomycetes; Glomerellales; Plectosphaerellaceae.